Messenger RNA from Oryza brachyantha (malo sina), 2436 nucleotides. RefSeq names its product scarecrow-like protein 9. The coding region runs from base 403 to 2304 and encodes 633 amino acids. The transcript is spliced from 2 exons. Gene Ontology annotation, biological process: regulation of DNA-templated transcription. The record is from RefSeq and is a predicted model, not a curated record. Lineage: Eukaryota; Viridiplantae; Streptophyta; Magnoliopsida; Poales; Poaceae. Gene Ontology annotation, molecular function: DNA-binding transcription factor activity; sequence-specific DNA binding. Gene Ontology annotation, cellular component: nucleus.
CCCAGAAUGGUUAACAGCAAAGACAUCACACAAAAACACAAUAAUCAAUGCUCCUCCAGCACCAAAGCCAACCGAGGCUGUUGGGUGUUGGGGCUCCCGGCGCUUCCUCUCCACCGCAACGACCAUAAAAUCACCAUCUGCUUUCUAGUUUCUUCCUGAGGUUUUUGCGUGACAAAGGCAACGACCAGGAUAGAUUUUGCGGUUUCGGAUGAAAAAGACGGCACUACUCAGCAAGUGUUCUGCUCUUGGAGUCGCAACCACGCGGCUGUUCUUUCGUUCUUAACGACGCAACUCGCGGAUCUUGGUGGAGCGCUGUUCUUGUAUGGCUUUCACUUUGUGAGGUAAAGGGUAAUACUACUGAGGAAGCAAAAAGGUUGGAUCUUUCUCCAAGAUUCAAGAAACAUGUUCAUGGAUUCUGGUUCUUAUGAUGAUGUUGACUAUGGGGAUUUGUUCUCCAUUCCCAAUCCACCUGCGCCUCACUUGCUUAAUUUCCCCCUUCAAUUCUUUCCUUCCAACGGAUUCCCCAUCUCCACUGGUGAUUCGCAUCCAUCACCGGCUGGUCUGUUUGGAUCCACCCCAAGCCCCACAUCAACCACAACCGAGCUGGAAAAUUCAGAGGAUCUUGAGUCUGCCGAUGAUGCAGUACUAGCAUACAUCAAUCAGUUUCUUCUUGAAGAUGAGGAAGACGAGUCUUGCCCUGGCACCGUCGCAUCGGUGGAGGACCCAGUCCUCCUCACCGUCGAGAAGCCAUUCGUUGACAUCCUCACGGCUAGCAACGAGGCGUGUCAGGAGAACUCGUGGAUAGAUUCUUGCUGUGAUUUCACGGGGAAUGGAGGGCUGUUUGAUAUGCUUACAAGCACACAGACCACUUGCCAGACAGUGCCCUGUGAAUUUCAGGAGGAGAAGGGAGAGUGUGCUGUUCACAAAGGCCGGAAGAACCCGCAUGAUGACUGUCUACUCUUCGAGGAAGCGAGCAGGAGCAAGCAGUUGGCAGUGUCUGAGGAGGAGGCUAUCAGAGAGAUGUUUGACAAGGUGCUCUUGUGCAAUGGUGAAUGCGAGCUCCGGUCUCCACUGCCAGCUGAAGCGCGAAGCUGUGGAGUGUACGUGAAAGGAUCAGGGAAUAAGAGAGGUCGAAAGAGAGGAAAAUCCGGAGCAGCUCCGGAGGAUGAUGCGGUCGAUCUCACAACCCUACUCAUACAUUGUGCACAGGCCACUGCCAUCGAUGAUCAUCGGAACUCCAACGAGUUGCUCAAACAAAUUCGGCAGCGUUCUUCUGCAUAUGGAGACGCUGGGCAGAGAUUGGCACAUUGCUUUGCUAAUGCGUUGGAGGCUCGCCUAGCAGGCACUGGCAGCAGCAUUUAUCGUACGCUUGCUGCGAAGCGAACUUCUGUUGCUGAUAUACUGAACGCAUUCAAGCUGUAUGUUACAGCUUGCCCGUUCAAGAAAAUAUCAAACUUCUUCUCGAUUGAAGCCAUCUUGAACGCGUCCAAGGGUGUGGCAAGGUUGCACAUUGUUGACUACGGUAUACAGUAUGGAUUCCAGUGGCCAAUCUUCUUCCAGCGGAUCUCGAAGAGGCCUGGUGGCCCUCCAAGCGUUCGGAUCACCGGUAUCGACUUACCCCAGCCGGGAUUCCGCCCUGCACAACUCAUAGAAGCGACAGGGCAUCGGUUGCAUGACUAUGCCCGUAUGUUCAACGUUCCAUUCGAAUACCAUGCCAUUGCUGCCAAGUGGGACACUAUCCGUGUCGAAGAUAUUAAGAUAGACAAGGAUGAACUUCUUGUUGUUAACUGCCUUUUCCGGAUGAGGAACAUGAUGGACGAAAUGGUGACAGAUGACAGCCCAAGAAUUCAGGUUCUGAAGACGAUAAGGAAGAUGAAUCCACAUUUGUUCAUCCAUGGUGUUGUCAAUGGCACCUACAACGCGCCCUUCUUCGUGACACGCUUCAAGGAGGCCCUGUUCUACUACUCUUCACUCUUUGAUAUGCUUGAAACGACUGCUUCACGGGUCGAUGAAAACAGGCUGCUGAUCGAAAGAGAUCUCUUCGGACGGGAAGCUCUUAAUGUGGUUGCUUGUGAGGGCACUGAGAGAGUUGAAAGGCCAGAGACUUACAAACAAUGGCAGGUAAGGAACAUCAGGGCAGGCUUCAAGCAGCUACCACUGAACCAAGAGACGGUGAAGAAGGCAAGAUACAAGGUGAGUAAGUCCUAUCACAGGGAUUUCCUGGUUGAUGAAGAUAACAAAUGGAUGCUGCAAGGUUGGAAGGGGCGUAUCAUCUUUGCUCUUUCAACAUGGGAACCUAACUAGUAGACUGUAAAUAUCACUAACUGAGCUGAUUUCUUCUGUGGAGAUACCACUCCAUUAUUUGAUUAUGUCUGAUGCUUAUUUUAAUGAAUUUUGACCUAUUUCUGUGCAACAGAAGAUAUUGAGUUCUGACUG